AAGAGAGUGAGCGCGCAGGCGUAAGAGAGUGAGCGCGCAGGCGUAAGAGUGAGUGCGCAGACGCCAUUGGUAGGACUCACGGAAAAGGGAAAGGGGGGGGAUGGAGCCCCUGGGAGCUCAGACGUGCUGGGGCUGUGGACUGGGAGCCGCUAGAACGCUCUCCGGGCUGCACAUCCUGCAUAUUUGACGCUCCGUGGAGAUGCCCAGCCGAGGUGCGCGACCCGAGGACGGCUCCGGGCUGGUCCCUACCGACAACUCGACCCAGCACAAGGAAGAUCUCAGCAACAAGAUCAAAGAACAAAAAAUUGUUGUGGAUGAACUUUCUAACCUGAAGAAGAACAGGAAAGUAUAUAGGCAGCAACAGAACAGCGACAUAUUCUUUCUUGCAGACCGAACAGAAAUGCUUUCUGAAAGCAAAAAUAUAUUGGAUGAGCUGAGGAAAGAAUACCAAGAAAUAGAAAACUCAGAGAAGACCAAAAUCAAGAAAUAGUCAACUUGAUUUUACAUAGCAAUGUGUGGCAUUUGUUGUGCAGUAAGCUUUUCUGUUGAGCAUUUCAACAAAGAUUUGAAAGAGGAUUUACUGUGUAAUCUUAAACGGCGGGGACCCAAUAGUAGUAAACAGUUGUUAAAGUCUAAUAUUAACUACCAGUGUUUAUUUUCUGGUCAUGUCCUUCACUUAAGAGGUGUGUUGACUGCCCAGCCUGUGGAAGAUGAAAGAGGCAAUGUAUUCCUGUGGAAUGGAGAAGUCUUUAGUGGAAUAAAGGUUGAAGCUGAAGAGAAUGAUACGCAAAUAAUGUUUAAUUAUCUUUCCUCUUGUAAGAAUGAAUCUGAUAUUUUGUCACUCUUCUCAAAAGUCCAAGGUCCUUGGUCUUUUAUAUAUUAUCAAGCAUCUAGUCAUUCUUUGUGGUUUGGUAGGGAUUUUUUUGGUCGUCGUAGCUUGCUUUGGCAUUUUAGUAGUUUGGGCAAGAGUUUCUGCCUCUCUUCAGUUGGCGCCCAAACGUCUGGAGUGCCCAAUCAGUGGCAAGAAGUUCCAGCAUCUGGAAUUUUCAGAAUUGAUCUAAAGUCUACUUCCAUUUCCAAAUCUGUUGUUUUAAAAUUGUAUCCUUGGAAAUAUAACUCUAGGGAGGAUGUUAUCAAAGAAUGUGUUAAUAGCCUAACUCAAAUUUCAGCAGAUUUGCCAACAUUUGUAUCAGUGGCAGCAAAUGAAGCCAAACUGUAUCUCAAAGAACCUGUUGUCCCUUUAAAUAUGAUUUUGCCACAAGCCGCAUUUGAGAUCCAUUGCAGUAGCAUUUCCAGCGUCCCACCGUCAAGAGAGACCCUUCAGGUCUUUCUUACUGAUGGACACAUGAAGGAAGUAGUUCAGCAGUUCAUUGAUGUCCUGAGUAUCGCAGUCAAGAGACGUGUCUUGUGUUUACCUAGGGAUGAAAACCUGACACAAAGUGAAGUUUUGAAAACUAGUAAUAGGAAAGCAAAUGUUGCAAUCCUAUUUUCUGGGGGAAUUGAUUCCAUGGUUAUCGCAGCGCUUGCUGACCGUCAUAUUCCUUUAGAUGAACCAGUUGAUCUUCUUAAUGUGGCUUUCAUGACUAAGGAAAAGACUAUACCAGCUGGUUUUAACAAAAAAGGGAGAAAAGAGAAAAAUAAUUGUGA
Balaenoptera musculus (blue whale) is the source of this 1647-nucleotide messenger RNA. It is a transcript of the gene ASDURF, whose product is annotated as ASNSD1 upstream reading frame. The transcript is spliced from 4 exons. The record is from RefSeq and is a predicted model, not a curated record. The coding region runs from base 200 to 490 and encodes 96 amino acids. Lineage: Eukaryota; Metazoa; Chordata; Mammalia; Artiodactyla; Balaenopteridae.